UUGUCCCUCUCCUUCUGCUCUCCCUCUCUCAAAUAAAUAAGUAAAAUCUUAAACAAAACAAAACAAAACAAUGAUUGGCAGGAAGUGGCCAGGCUGCCCCCAGGCCGCUGCUCCAUCCUUCCCUGGGCUCCGUCUGGCCCUGGUUUCCGCCUGCUCAGGCUUCUGCCCUUUCACUGGCUGUGGGCUUUCACGCCCUCCCUCAGGCCCCCUCCCCUGAGAAGGGGCGGGGAGAAGGGCCAGUCUUCCUUUCCUGGCCAGCCUCUUGAGAGAGCCAGCAGACUGGGGCCGAGAAGUGCUCUGCAGUGACUCUCUUCACACACCAGCCUGGGCCCGUAGAGCUGCCAGCACCAUGCAGGACGAGGUGGCUCUUCUGGCCACUGUCACCCUCCUGGGAGUCCUGCUGCAAGGUGAUCUCCGCGCGCAGAGCCUUCCGCGUGUCUCCGCCGCUCACCACCGGGCCGCCGGAGUUCGAACGCGUCUACCGAGCCCAGUGAGACUUGGCGGGAGGGCGCGGGGCGGAAGUGAGCGAUCCCGGGCGCCGGCAGGGUCCGAGCUCCCCGCCCCACGCCUCCGUCGGCGCCCUCAUGCCACCCGCCCCCACCGCAGGGUGAAUUGCAGCGAGUACUUCCCGCUGUUCCUGGCCACGCUCUGGGUCGCCGGCAUCUUCUUUCACGAAGGUACGGCGGCCCUAUGCGGCUUGGUCUACCUUUUCGCACGCCUCCGCUACUUUCAGGGCUACGCGCGCUCGGCGCAGCAAAGCCCCGCCCGCAGGUUGACUCCAUUGUACGCGAGCGCGCGCGCGCUUUGGCUGCUCCUGGCGCUCGCAGCACUCGGCCUGCUCGUCCACUUUCUCCCCCUCGCGCUGCGGACCGCGCUUCUGGGACGGCUCGGGAAGCUGCUGCCCAGGGCCUGAGAUGGAGGACGCCUGGUCAGCGGAACCGGAGAAGGGCCGGAGCUUCCGGGAGGACAUGGGAGGGGUGCUCGCUCCAUCUCUGUCUCCAAUUAAAGUGUCGAUGGCUGGA
This is a messenger RNA of Mustela erminea (ermine), 1022 nucleotides long. It is a transcript of the gene LTC4S, whose product is annotated as leukotriene C4 synthase. Gene Ontology annotation, molecular function: enzyme activator activity; glutathione transferase activity; glutathione peroxidase activity. NCBI's taxonomy places the organism in Eukaryota, Metazoa, Chordata, Mammalia, Carnivora, Mustelidae. Gene Ontology annotation, biological process: leukotriene biosynthetic process. The coding region runs from base 350 to 913 and encodes 187 amino acids. Gene Ontology annotation, cellular component: nuclear envelope; membrane; endoplasmic reticulum. The transcript is spliced from 4 exons. The record is from RefSeq and is a predicted model, not a curated record.